Messenger RNA from Closterium sp. Naga37s-1, 801 nucleotides. The record is from the annotation of a GenBank genome assembly. Lineage: Eukaryota; Viridiplantae; Streptophyta; Zygnematophyceae; Desmidiales; Closteriaceae.
AUGAUGCGGCCUGUCAGAACUAUCCUCAUCGGCGCGCUUCUCCUGGUGUGCCUCCACGUGGCAUAUGCCGGAUUUCCCGGGAUUGGCGGCAAGAAGAAGAAGGCAUGUGACCUCUCCGUCGGGAGCUGGGCCCCGUCGACCAAGUACCCGGUAUACGAUUCCUCGUGUCCGUACAUUAGCCAGGAGUUUAACUGCGAAAAAAACGGGCGACCGGACGGCGACUUUCGCCACUUCGAGUGGAAGCCAUCGGGUUGCAAGCUGGUUCGGUUUGACGCGAAGAAAUUCGCGAUGACUUUCGUUGGCCAGGCCGUGGCGAUCGUGGGCGACAAUUCUGGGCUGUACAUGUACCAGUCGCUCAGAUGUCGCCUAGAAGCUGCGAACUUUAAGACCGAGAGUUUCAAUCCGUCUACGAUUGGCUGGACCGGCGAUGGUUUCAAGGUCAAGCCUUGGGGGGUGAAGGUCGUGUUCGUGCACGCACCGUUCCUCACCGAAGCGGAUCCAAUGGACCCGUUGAAGCGAUCUGUGAAGGAUGGAUGGAUGGUGCACGUGGACAAAAUCAACCACAAGCUAACAGAAACACUCAAAGGGCUGCGAUCAGUCAUCCUCGUGGCCGGCUCUUACUACGCGGAAUCCUCCAACCGCACGUAUUACAGCAAGGGCCGGGCGAUUGCCUCGCAGCCUAGCGGCAUCGCUGCUCUUAACAUUGUGCUGCGGAACAUUGCAGAUUACAUCAAGUCCAACGUCAUGCUAGUUCAGCCCUACGCGCUCUCCAUCCCCCCAGCCCGCUCACUCUCUGCCUAA